CACCAGCUUGCGACUGCGUCCCGACGGCGGCGGACGCUAUUGCAGCAUUAUCCCCCAACCUGUGUCAGCAAAGCUCGAAAAGAGAACUAUUCGCCAUGAAACCACAACAAAAACGCAAAUUGACCCUUCCCGCGACCCUUCUGAAGGAACUCGAUGCCCAGGGUACAUCAUCGCACGCCAACGGUAGAGGAGGUUUUCGAUCACAACCGUCCAGGAAAGAGCAACGCAAAGCUCAGCGCGUCACUAAGCGCCAUGCUAGAACGUCACAUCGAAGCUCUGCCACACAAAGUGGGACAUCAAAACCACAUUCUGCGGCGAUAUCGAGGCUUGCCUCGCAACCUUCGAGGGCAAACCGUAAAGGCGGCGAUCAAGCCCAAGACCUCAUCAACGGUGACGACGAUGACGAUUUUCUCGACUCAGAUGAAGACUCGGACAGCAGUGGGGAGAAGGAGGAGAAUGCUUCUCUGGACUUCAGUGACGAAGACGAUGGUGACGACAGCGACGACGACGACGAUGACGAGUCUGCCAUCGAGGACGAUCUUGAAGAGGACCUCGCUGAUGCGGGUGAGAAGCCUCGGCCAGGUCUGGACAGGAAGAAUCUCGCCACUCCAUCAAAGUCUGAAUUGAAGAAGCUUGCUCAAGAUGACGCCGAGAUUGCAGAAUUAGAGCGGAAACUUGGGCUCAAGAGCCGGAAAACAAUACCAAAGGACUUCGACGAGGACGGCCUCGGAGACCUCCUAGAGGGUCUUGACGACAAUGGCAAUGGCGACGUCGAUUUUACCGAAAACUCAGAAAAGCGUAAAAGGAAGGCCGAGGCGGAUGAGUGGCUUGCCCAGAAGCGACGGAAAGCUCAGAAAGCUGCCGCCCAGGGCCAGUCCCAAACCGAAUCCAGCAAAAGGUCGUGGCAACUAUCCGAGGACGACAUCGGUAGUGACGAAAGCGAAGAUGAUGAUGGCGACGGAUUUGACGGGUUUUCUGAGGAUACUACCGACGAUGAGAAGCAGCCACGACCUCAACGCGAAAACCCCUAUGUGGCGCCAACAACCAACCUUGCAAAAUACGUGCCGCCAUCGUUACGCAAGAAAAUGGAUAACGCCACCGACGAAGACAUGCAACUUCGAAAGCGCAUACAAGGUCUUAUAAAUCGCCUCACCAAUGACAGCAUGAUCGGUAUCACGAAGGAGAUUUCCAAUCUGUAUACAACCAACCCCAGACAGGCAGUUACGAGUAUUCUGACGGACAUUCUUCUGGUACUGGUUUGUUCUCCCGAAAAACGGCCUGACUCGUUCUUCACAAUGAUAGCGGGUUUCAUAGCUGCUACCCAUAAAGCCUUGGGGAUGGCAUUCGCCGCACAGUUCGUGCAGCAGUUGGUUGAAACCCUCGACAAGUAUCACGACCAAGCUGCUGGUGACCAUUCUGAUUCUGGCUCGAAGCACGCUGCUACUCUAUUGGCCGAGCUCUACAAUAUGCAAGUCAUCAGUUGUACUCUGGUCUUUGACUAUGUUCGGCUCUUUCUGCAGAACUUGAACGAGCUCAACACAGAGCUACUUUUAAGGAUCAUCCAACUGUGUGGGCCGGCUUUAAGACGCGAUGACUCUCAAUCUCUACAGCAAAUCGUCAACCGUGUCAAGCCUGCCGAUGGCAGCAACAUCUCUGUCCGCACCAGCUUCAUGAUUGAGGAGAUGAAGAAACUCCAAAGCAACAAGACCAAGGCGAAUGCACGCAACAAGGACCUUGCCGAUCAGCGCACACAGAUUCGCAAGAAGAUCGGCAUGUUGCCUGGCUCACAAGACUCGCAGCCAUUACGAAUUGGUCUGCAAGAUAUUCACAAUGCCGAUAAAAUUGGAAAAUGGUGGCUUGUUGGUGCCAGCUGGGCCGGCAAGGAUCGUGAUCAAGGCCAGGUCGACGGGGAUGAUGAAGCCGACAUUGUGGAUGACAGCAUGGACUUCGGAGAGCCUGACGAUGACCUCGAUAUUCCCGAUCUGUGGCAGCUGGCACGCGAGCAAGGGUUCAACACAGAGGUGCGACAGCGCAUCUUCGUCGCCUUGCACGCAGCCACGGAUUACGAGAACGCCGACUUGCUGUUGAGGAAGCUUAAACUCAACAAACACCAGAGGAAGGAGAUCCCCGAAGUUAUUGUUCGUUCUGGCGAGCGACAGAUGGAUUACAAUCCCUACUACGCUCUUGUCGCUGGAAAGUUUUGUGGAGAUCGAGAGGUUCGGUUCCAGUUCCGACGUUGCCUCACGACACGGUUUCGAAAAAUGGGCGAGGAUAUUGAGACGGGCGAUGGUGACGAGGCAGACCUAGACGAGGAGGCUGAGUACAACAUUCGAUGGCUUUACAACUCGGCCAAACUUUACGGCAGCCUGGUCGCGAACCGGUCCCUUGGCCUUGUGGACAUUGUUAAGCAUCGAAACAUGAUGGCGCUACAGGAAAAAGCCCACAUGUUUGUAGAGCUUGUCCUCAUUACGAUGCUUCAGCAAUUGAGCCACGCACGACUCAAAGAGGUGCUGGGAAGCCUUGAUGGAGACUUGGUGCGCAGUGUCCAGUACUUUGUCAAGAAACAUGUGCGCAGUACAGACUUGGUUAGAGACAAAAAGGAGAGGAAGAAACUCAAGACGUCGUGCGACGCGGCGCUAGAGGUCCUGGACAGCAUGCAGACAGUAGAUGUAGUCUAGUCAGAUAGAUAAUCAGGCAAGACAGGAUACAUUGAAGAAGUAGUGACAGCCUCGAGAACAUAUCAUCGUCCCCGUUGAUGACUUCCAAGGUCGGUAUCUGC
Messenger RNA from Microdochium trichocladiopsis, 2779 nucleotides. RefSeq lists its product as uncharacterized. Bases 96 to 2678 code for a protein of 860 amino acids. Gene Ontology annotation, biological process: ribosomal small subunit biogenesis. Gene Ontology annotation, cellular component: nucleolus. The record is from RefSeq and is a predicted model, not a curated record. NCBI's taxonomy places the organism in Eukaryota, Fungi, Ascomycota, Sordariomycetes, Xylariales, Microdochiaceae. The transcript has a single exon. Gene Ontology annotation, molecular function: protein binding; RNA binding.